Penaeus monodon (black tiger shrimp) is the source of this 1509-nucleotide messenger RNA. Its product is annotated as TELO2-interacting protein 2-like. The record is from RefSeq and is a predicted model, not a curated record. Gene Ontology annotation, cellular component: centrosome; nucleoplasm; cytosol. The transcript has 8 exons. The coding region runs from base 149 to 1492 and encodes 447 amino acids. Lineage: Eukaryota; Metazoa; Arthropoda; Malacostraca; Decapoda; Penaeidae.
AAACGACCAGGUAUGAAUAACAAACACUACCUUUCGUAAAUAACAAUUCAAUAAAAGGAGAAAAAACAAGAAGAAUCGCAUGCCUUUUAACACAUAAAGCCCUAUAUAGAUAUUAAUUUCUACCAGAAAAAAAGAAUGAAUAAGUAAAAUGGAAACUGCAGAUACUGAAAAAAUCAUCACUUUACUAGAAAGACUCAAAACCAGUAGUGAGAAUAUCAGUGAGGAUGAACUGAUAUCUAUAUUAAGCACAACAGUAAAAUCAUGUCAUGUUCCUUGCCGUGAUGCCCCAGAGGAUGUCCCUUAUGAUGCCACAGAGUUUGAAAAUGUGGCAAGGGAAGCAGAGAUGCACCUCUGCAUCCUUCUGCGACUCUUGGACUCCAUUAACAAAGCAAAGAAAGAGGGACAGAAAUUUUCACCACAGUUUUUAAAGGGUGUCAUUGUUGGUUGUGUGAGUGUAGCCUGUGAAUACCGGGACAGCAGCUGGGAAUGGAGUAACGAGCAGGCAGCUAUAACUUCCAGAGAUAUCUUGAACAAGCUGUGCGAUUUUUGUGAGUGUGACAACUUGCAGGUAUUACUUACUGGAAGACAAGUUGCAGAAGACAGCAAAGAAGAUGUAGAUGUCAAAAGAAAAGAAACAGAUGAUGAAGACUUUGAAGGUUAUAUGAAAUUUGUGCUGGAAAAACUCUCAGAAUCAUUGAAAAAGACAACCUGGAAAUCCUACCCAGCUGUGAAGAUGGUGUAUCUGUACAUGUUGGAACUUCUUGAUCAUAGAAGCAUUAGCAAACACCUGCCGUACCUACUUCCACCAGCACUUUUCAUCACGGAUGACUGGGAGAGGAGCAACAAAGCUCUGGGACUCUCAGCUCUUCGUCAUAUUCUGACCAACGCUCCCAGCUCGGAACUUCGGUUUUAUGGACGUGCAGCAGUUAUUUUCGAUGCCCUAAAACCUCACCUCUUUGCUAGGGAAGUUGAGGUUUUGGAUGAGCUCUAUCCUACCAUCUUAGAAGCAGCCAAGGUCUUAGAGGCAGAUCCUUCCCAUGCAGGAAAGCUGAGGAGUCAAACUCACUAUGAGGUUAUCCUGGAGCAGUUGCUAAGAGAAAUGUAUGGUGAGCAAAAACUGGCACUGCGUUCACUCUACUCUCGAACACUUCCAGAGGUGAUAGCAGCUAUGGGGAUAGUUGCAGUGAGAUGGUCACAGGAUCUGAUGCAGAUUUUCCAAGAUUAUUUGGCAACUUAUGAUGGACAAGAGGCAGAAGACAGAAUCAAUAUCUUGAAGGGCAUCAAAAGGUAUGUGCAAGAGUGCUGGCCACAAGUCCAUGUGAAUAUUCCAGACAUUACAAAGAUGCUAGUACGUCUGGUUUAUGAUGUCACAGAUGAAGACUCUGAUGUGGAGCCAAAGGCAAUAAACAUAAUCAAACAAAAUAAGAACAAUUUGGGAUUAAUAAUAAAUAUAGAAUCCUUUGGUUUAUGUAAUAUUUUCCCCAUCCCCUAAAUGACAGGUAACACUCC